AUGGAGCGUGCUGUAGGCCCACGCCUUGCUGAGAGGCUGGCAGCGCCUCGUCAAGGCUCACGAGGUGGAGAUGGCCAGUCUGAAGAGGGCAAUGCUGAGGGCGCGCAGCAGGAAGCUGGUUCGUGCCGCGCUUGCCCAGAUGCCAAGGCGAAGGGCUCACCCUUUUGUGGCAAGCACAAGAGGGCUUUCCAGUGCAUCCAGGGUCGCUGCUGCAAGAAGAACAAGGAGGGCUUCUAUGUGGAUCCAGACGCAGCAGCUGACUUCCACAAGAUAUUCGGUGAAGGCAGAAACCCCCCACCGAAUGUCACUUUGGCCAAUGAAGUCGUUUUGGAUUUCUGCAUCGACAAUCCAGAUGGCAAGGAGGCCAGUGGAAAGAAGCGUGGUGGUCAGCUGAACUUGAACAAGUACGUGAACAGGGUGUACGCCUCCCUGUCUCAGGGCAGGCUCGAAGACGACUGCUUAUGGGACGAGGAAAUAUUCGUCAACAAAUUCCGGAGCUUGCGGGGAUGGAGCCAAGAACACUCGCGCACUAAGUUCCUGCAGCUGCUCCAUGACCCGACUGUUUACAAAGACGAGGGAGGACUCGGCGGUACUCCCAGGGUCGCCGUACCCCCGAGCUGGACGGGUGAAGAGAGAAACAGGAGGAAGCGUGAAGUUGGAGAGCAGAGAGCGCUUGAGCGAACUGCCAAGUCGUCAAGAAUUUCAGACCAGGACUGCGGCCAAAUUGUGGCAGAGCUGGACAGUGGAUUUCAGUUCCGUGAUGAGCCGUGGUCGCGAGAUUCAUUUUCGCGUGCAGCUGAGAGUGCAUCGGUGCCCCAAGACAAAAUCCAGGGUGCUUGGGCUGAGCUUGUGAAGAGCAGUGGUGUCGACAAGACGUUGGAGCCGCAUGACAAGAUCACCGUCAGAAAGUCUGACCGGUUCACAGACGGUGGGCUGACUUACCGGGAGCAGGCGCUGCAAGCCGGACGUGCAGCUUUGCAGAACUCCUGGCUGCAGGAUGAUGGCCCUCCGCUUUCGCAGCGGCAGCUGCACCAGGAGGCUUUGCAAAAGGCAAUCGAGAAUGUGAGGAAUAUGUUGCCCAUGGAGAAGAAGUCGCUUGUGACCGCGGCAGAUGUCAUGUUGUCUGUGCAAGGCAUUCGGAAUGCCGCUGAUCCAGCAGAGCACGAUGAGGUCCAGGACCGCGUGAAGGAGCAGGCCCUCUUGGUUGGUCAGCUCGGGGCAAGCUUGAAGUCUGCCACGACAGAGCUGAACAGCGUCAUCAAGAAAAGGAAGGCACAGCUGGACAAGAUGGAGGCUCAGAAGAGAACUGAGGCUCUGAAGGCUGAGAGCCAGAAAGCCGAGGAUGAGAAGCGAAGGCUGCAGAAGCAGGCUUUGAUGGAUCCUUUCCGCUUGGAGUUUUCGGCAGUGCUGUUGCCAGCGCCCCUGCUCGUUUGCGCAGGAGAUGCUGCUUUCAAAGAAGAGCAGUCUGCCAAGCCACAUGUGUACUCCUGCCCCUUUGUCUUGAAGGAGUCGGAAGCUGUGAAGAAGAUCCUGCAGAGCGACGCCGUCUCUUCCACCUUGAAGGUGUGGGCCCAAACCUUUCCUCGCUCGAAGGUGUGCCAGGCAAACAACCGGGUCAUUGCGCCCUUGGACGCAAACCGUGGCAACGACGACGAGUCCUUGAAGGAGCUGCUGCAGAUGCUUGCGCCGAAUAGCGUGAGCAAUGGCUUCCCGCGCUUUGAGGCAGCAACGAACAAGUGGUUUUUGUUCGGCGAGAACGACACAUCAAUCAGCAGCGACUUUGAGCAUGAGUUCCUUGGGAGCAUCCGCCUGCAGGUGGGAGGCACCAGCCAGUUCUAUGGCUUGCCUGUCGAUGCAAUUGUAUCAGCGCUUGGCGACAAGAAGCAAAUCUCUGCCGCAGACAUCGUUGCUUACGUUGCUGGCUUGGACCAGGCACGCCUGCAGGCCAUCAGCGAGGCAAAGUCGCCCCUGGUUUUCGGCAGCCAAGAGCCUGAAUCGAUUCUGGUGGUACCGCCCGGGUGGGUUAUGUCCUACGCGACAGUUGGGGACGGGCCAGCAGCUGCAGUGCAUGGACUUCGCAGAAGUGUGUUGCUCAAUGAAACCCUGCAGGCCAGUGCGCAGAAAUACGAGCUCAUGCUGGCCAAAAACGUGGAGGCAAAGGAGCAGGCGUGGCUUCAGUUCCUCAACAGCCUCGCCACUGCAGAGAUGAAGAAGUCGAAGGCUUCCGCGAAGGCCUUUCCAGCAGCCAAGGUGGCUCCAAUGGCAAAGCCUGAGGCGUGA
Molecule: messenger RNA, 2280 nt
Organism: Symbiodinium natans
Lineage: Eukaryota; Dinophyceae; Suessiales; Symbiodiniaceae
Source: the annotation of a GenBank genome assembly